Messenger RNA from Phyllostomus hastatus (greater spear-nosed bat), 1704 nucleotides. It is a transcript of the gene PRODH2, whose product is annotated as proline dehydrogenase 2. Gene Ontology annotation, cellular component: mitochondrion. Bases 50 to 1465 code for a protein of 471 amino acids. The transcript has 9 exons. The record is from RefSeq and is a predicted model, not a curated record. Lineage: Eukaryota; Metazoa; Chordata; Mammalia; Chiroptera; Phyllostomidae. Gene Ontology annotation, molecular function: proline dehydrogenase activity; FAD binding.
CUGCAGCCUCCAAAGCCCAUUUAUCUAGUGUGAAAGUGGUGAGGGAUUCAUGAUGCUCCGGACCUGUCAAGUGCUCUAUUCCCAGGCUGGCAGCCCUACUAGGGGCUGGCAGCCCCUGAGUUUUGAUGGUGGGGCCUUCCACCUCAAGGGCACAGGAGAACUGAUGCGGGCAUUGCUGGUGCUGCGACUGUGUGCCUGGCCCCCUCUGGUCACUCAUGGCCUAGCGCUCCAGGCCUGGUCUCAGCGACUCCUGGGCUCCCGGCUCUCCGGAGCUCUUCUCCGAGCUUCUAUCUAUGGGCAGUUUGUGGCAGGUGAGACAGCAGAAGAGGUGAGGGGUUGUGUGCAACAGCUGCAGACCCUAAGCCUCCGGCCCCUGCUGGCAGUGCCCACAGAGGAGGAGCCAGACUCAACUGUCAAGACUGGUGAGUCCUGGUAUGAGGGGAACCUCAGGGCUAUGCUGCGGUGUGUGGAGCUGUCACGAAGCCUCUUGAAGACCUCUGCCCCAACUGGGAACAUCCUCAUGCAGCUGAAGUUGACAGCGUUGAUCAGCACUUGGCUCUGUAAGGUGCUAACUUCAUGUAUCGGAAGGCCAGGAGCUUCCUUGGAGCUGAGCCCUGAGAGGCUGGCAGAAGCCAUGGACUCUGGGCGGGACCUCCAGGUCUCCUGCCUCAGCACUGAGCAAAACAGUCAUCUCCAGGCUUCUUUGAGCCGCUUGCAAAGGGUGGUACAGCAUGCCCAGGCCCAACACGUGAGGCUCCUAGUGGAUGCUGAGUACACCUCGCUGAACCCUGCUCUUUCUCUGCUGGUGGCCGCCCUGGCCUUGCGCUGGAACAGCUCCAGGGAUGGUGGGCCCUGGGUGUGGAACACUUACCAGGCUUAUCUGAAGGACACACACGAGCGACUGAGGCGGGAUGCUGAAGCUGCAGACAGGGCUGGCCUGGCCUUCGGAGUGAAGUUGGUACGAGGGGCGUAUUUGGACAUGGAGAGAGAGAUGGCCCGGCUCCAAGGAACCAAAGAUCCCACUCAGCCUGACUAUGAGGCUGCCAGUCAGAGUUACAGACGCUGUUUGGAGCUGAUGUUGACCCAUGUUUCCCACCGUGGUUCCAUGUGCCACCUCAUGGUGGCAUCCCACAAUGAGGAAUCUGUUCAUCAGGCAACAAAACGGGCAGGCUGGCUAUGCUGUAUACAAGUCCAUCCCCUAUGGCUCCCUGGAGGAGGUGAUCCCCUACCUGAUCCGGAGGGCCCAGGAGAACCAGAGUGUGCUGCACGGGGCCCGCAGGGAAUGGGAGCUGCUCAGUCAAGAACUUCGACGGAGGCUGCUGGGGCGGGGCCUGAGGGCACUAUGUUAGCACACCCAGUGGUUAUGUGGUCAAUAAAGGUCCUGAGCUACUGCCCAAGCUGCUACCCUGCACUGAAGCUGCCUCCUUGGAGAAGGACUAGUCUUGACCUCACCCAGCCCAGCUAGGGUGUUCUGCAGCUCGUGAGAGACCGUUAGAUAAGCCUAAAGCAUAGCAAAAAGAUUGAGCAAAAACUAAUGAAGCCUCUUCCACCCUGAAGCAGUCUACCGUGUGAUAGUUCUGGGGUCAGCUUUACUCAGCCAGUCAGUGGCUGAAGCAGGAAAUUCCUUCACUCCAGUGGAUGCCCAGAUGAAGAGCACACCUGAGGCAGUAAAGCCAAGAGUCUGGGUGAAGGCAACAUGUGCAG